AUGGGGCGCGGGCGCCAGACCUACUCGAUUUGUGCGACCUGCGGAGGCUGGGUCUACGACUGGAAGCUGGAGAGGUCAGGAGGGUGGUGCAACAAGUGCCAGGCAGUCAUGCCGGGGUGGAAGCCUAUGGCCCCAGGCACGACGGCGGCGGACAAGGGCAAGAGCACAGGCAAGGGGCCCCCCUGGCGCAAGCCGACGGCGGUCCAUGGCACGCUGGCGGAGCUCAGCAGCAUGCUGGAGCGUGUCGAGUCCCUCACGGCGCAGAUGGCGCCGCAGGUGGACCUGGGGCCCGUCAAGGCGGUGCAGUCGCAGGAGCUCGAGCUGCGGCAGGCGAUCAACAAGCUCAACCGCUGCCAGCUGGAGGUGGACAGCUCCGCGGCGGCCCUGCAGGAGGCGGAGGACCACGUCAUGCAGCUGCGCACUAAGAACCAGAAGGCCAUCGAGGAUGCAGCAGACGCGGUGCUGGAGCAUAAGCGCGCGCUGGCGGCGUACCAGGCGGAGACCGCGGACUGGCAGGCACCUGCGGUCGGGGACCUCUUCGAUGACCUGGACGAGUAUGAGGAGGAGGACAAGGCCAAGCUGGUCAAGUUCAAGGCAGACAUGGAGGCGCUGGACAAGCUGCUGCAGGCAGCUGCAGGGCAAUUUCGGAAGUUCAGCGAGCUCAAGCAGCAGGCGGACCGUUUCAGACGGCAGGCACAGAAGAAGCGCAAGACCACGGAGGAUGAGACCAAGAACGACGCGCAGGAGGCCCAGGAGCAGAAACGCGAGCGGAAGGAGGUCAUUGACAAGAUCAAGCAGCAAGCCGAGCACAAGGUCAGGGGCGCCAAGGCCAAGACCGCCCCCACGGCGUACAGGGACGCGGCCCAUAAGUUCAUCACGGAAGAAGGCAAGCAGAAGGACAUCAUUGUGAUGUGCGAGACGCACGUGGAUAGAGAGCGACUGGAGCAGGUACGUGAAGUGGUGGCACGAGAUGGUUGGAAGCUACAGGGCACGGCGGCGGUGCCCACAAAGCGGUCUGAGAAGGGCACCUCGGGGGGCGAGUUCAUAAUGGCCAGGACUCACCUUGCAUGCACUGGAUACGACCUGCUGAGGAAGCGCAUCGUGGACAACGGAGACGUCGACCCGUUCAGGGGCUUCGCGGCACUCAAUGUCCACACGCGCUCGGGCAACGUCAUCCUGAUCUCGGCCUACCUGGUUCCAGGCGAAGGUUUCACAGGGUCGAAUUACCACAGACCUCAGAAGGCGGCGGACCCUGACUCCAAGACGAGCAAGAGGAAGCAGGAAGCGCAGCGACGUCGGCAGCAGGCCCUGGAGGAGCACUUGCAGGAGGCGUACGAGGAUGCGAUGAUACUCGAGCAGCAUGUCCCCGACAGCCAGGGCGCACCAGUGCGGAAGAUGCCCUACUGCGUCUCGGAGGAGCUCUGGGAGCAGAUUGGGAUCGUGGAGCACGAGAUGGAGCUGUCGGAGGAAAUGCACAUCAUAGGGGAGAAGAUGAUCACCAGAGGCACGAAGCACCAGAAGGAUGAGUACCAGUUGACGCAGCAGUAUGGACGGUGGGUCGCCAAGGUGGAGGAGGCGUUCAUCAGGCACGAGCAGCUGGACGAGCAGGAGGCGCAGGGCUGCCAGGGGCGCGCAGCUGGCUUUGAUAUACGAUGGGUGCGAGCAAAACCCACGCCAGGCAGAACUCACAUGCGGUAUGGCCCUGCGGAAGAAUGGAGUAUACUGGCAGCAGAUUUGGUCAGAUAUCAGUCACUAUUUGCGAACGGCACCGACGGACAGCAGCAGAGAAUGUGCGUGACACGCGUACAGAAGCAGCUUGGAGUACUGAGAGGAUUGCCGCGGAAGGACGCCUUCAGCAAGAAUGUGACUGAGGCCAGCAGAGAGAUGUAUUUCGACAUGGCAUCCGACAUAUGGCAGAUGGACGAGGGGCAGCUAGCGAAUCUGGUGGCCCAGACAGAGAAGCACUUGGCGGUGGCGUCGUCCAGAUCCAUGACCACGGCUCGGAAGAACUUCGCCACCUGGGCAAAAAAGGUAUGGCAGACCAAGGCGGGCAUCCUGCACAGGCAUGUCAAGCCCAAGGACGCGCCCCGUUAUGAGAUGGCCAUCAGAGACGACUUCGCCACAGCCGACCCCACCAUCAUCAUGAACACUAAGGCAGGGAAGUGGGAGACCAUCUGGACGGACCCCGUGGACAGUCGAGCUGACAUCAUUGAGCAGUUGGAGCGCACCAAGCGAAGAGCGUGGGAGGAAGACCUAGACCCCAUAGACAUGGACAUGCUCAAUAGUGCGCUCCGAGCAACAUCGGCAUCCAAAGCGAAAGGUCUGGAUCAGCUUGGCCCCACGGAUAUUGACAGACUUCCUGGCCAG
Molecule: messenger RNA, 2367 nt
Organism: Prorocentrum cordatum
Lineage: Eukaryota; Dinophyceae; Prorocentrales; Prorocentraceae
Source: the annotation of a GenBank genome assembly